Patiria miniata (bat star) is the source of this 1086-nucleotide messenger RNA. RefSeq names its product MIP18 family protein galla-2-like (gene ciao2b). NCBI's taxonomy places the organism in Eukaryota, Metazoa, Echinodermata, Asteroidea, Valvatida, Asterinidae. The record is from RefSeq and is a predicted model, not a curated record. Gene Ontology annotation, cellular component: cytosolic [4Fe-4S] assembly targeting complex. The transcript has 5 exons. Gene Ontology annotation, biological process: iron-sulfur cluster assembly. The coding region runs from base 31 to 504 and encodes 157 amino acids.
UCCACUGUAAACGCACGCAUUGAAAUUAACAUGGAAGAUGGUGAGAGACUUGACAACGUGAAUCCCACGAUUCACAAACGGUUACCGGACAGGGAAAUCACCGCGGACGAUGAUAACGAUGAUGUCGCGGACAAGAUCGAUGCCAGGGAGAUUUUCGAUCUUAUCAGGCACAUUAAUGACCCUGAACAUCCGUACAGCUUGGAAGAUUUGAACGUCGUGUCUCAUUCACAAGUUGAGGUUAACGAUGAAGAAAACCGGGUCAAGAUCAUGUUUACUCCCACAAUACCUCACUGCAGUAUGGCCACUCUGAUUGGUCUGUCCAUCCGGGUCAAGCUUAUCCGAUCGCUACCACCAAGAUUCAAGGUUGAUGUCAAGAUAACUCCUGGAAGUCACGCUUCGGAAGAAGCAGUGAACAAGCAGCUUGCAGACAAGGAGCGUGUGGCAGCAGCACUGGAGAACAACCACUUACUGGAGGUCGUCAACCAAUGCCUGGCUGUCUCAUGAUGGAGGUGAUGCAAGAAGAUGAAGCUGAAGUCUUUGAAAAAAAUCCAAACAAUUAAUGACAUAGUAAUGUCAGUCAUAUGUGAAGUUAACACAAAACCUUGGUUUUUUUUCUUUCCAUUUUACCAAAUUUUUAAAUGCACAGAGGGUGUAAUUUUGUCAAAAUGUUGAUUUUGUGUGAAAUUCAAAUAGUGGAGGGGGGGGGGGGACUGUGUCUGAUUUUCUUUUGUUUGUCUUGAACUUUUGCAAUAGAUGCUUGAUCGUUUUUUUUUCUAUUUUUUUGGUGUAGCAAAAUAAAGCUUUUAGGUCACAGUGUCACACCUGUAUUUAAGAAAGUCAAAUGUAAUUAUGUAAUGUACAAAUUAUUUCAAAUAUUCAUAUCAUGUGUAAGAAAUUAAUUUACUGUGCAAGUUUUUGCCUUUUUUCAAAAUCAAUCCUGCUCUGCUAAAGUCACCCAAAGGUAAACGAGACCUCAAAAUCAGUGAUCUUUUUGAAGUUGAAUUUCACUGUGUGUAAUUACAAAUGAAACUUUGUGAAAAGGAUCUUAAAAUAAUACAAAUAUUAAAAAUGUAAAGUGAAAGAUUC